Messenger RNA from Penicillium crustosum, 4458 nucleotides. RefSeq lists its product as uncharacterized. The transcript is spliced from 2 exons. Gene Ontology annotation, biological process: RNA processing. Lineage: Eukaryota; Fungi; Ascomycota; Eurotiomycetes; Eurotiales; Aspergillaceae. The record is from RefSeq and is a predicted model, not a curated record. Gene Ontology annotation, molecular function: RNA binding; RNA nuclease activity; protein binding. Bases 1 to 4458 code for a protein of 1485 amino acids.
AUGGCUCUUCAAUUGCUCCCAAGAGCAGAAGCGCAGGGGGCAGACCCUACACAAACCCUCAAUGCAGCAUUGAAGAAUUUUGAGAAUAUCCUGACAGAGGACCAAAAACGAGACUAUCAAAAAAGCACCGCGACACCAGAUAUCGCGAGUGUCAUAGAGUUUGUUGCAGAAAUCGAUGCUAGAAAUAGCAGUACAACGAGGAGGUGCGUGGCUCCACGGCUAUGUACCUUCUUAGAGGCAACACAACAGUUCACUGGCGUCGUGGAAACAUUCGUUAGCUCUAAUCCGAUAAUCGCCGCCCUCGUCUGGGGAGGUGUAAAGACUGCUAUAUUGACGGCGAGCAAUGUGGCCUCCUACUUUGACAAAGUCACAAGUAUGAUCAUGCGCAUCGGCAAAUUCUCUCCGACAUAUCAAAAAUUCGGCCCACUCUAUCCCGACUGCAUUGGUCUCCAACGUGCCCUUUGUGAUUUCUACGCUAUCACCAUCAAUCUGUGUGUCAAGAUCAUCGAAGUCUCCCGUCGAACCGCCCUUAAGCAAACUCUUUCGUCGAUACUAAAUCCCUUUGAAUCCGAGUUCAAGCCAUUCCUUGAUCUGCUAAAUGAAGCUACACAUAAGAUCGACCUAGAGGUGUCACUCGCAUCAAAGCAAGCAGACAAAGAAGCAAAAAAGCUGCUAGAAUAUGAAAGUCAACAGAAUUCAACAUUCCGACCUUUGGCCCGAAGCUUCUUCCAAAAAUCACUGAAACAACAAGCAGAGGCAAACGAGAGGCGAAUGAAAUUGAAAAAAAGUGAAAUGGAGAAGUUGAAGACAAUCAUUCGAAACAACCUUUCUCCUAUCGACCAUGACCGUCCUUUGAGACAGAUCAUGAAGCAACGGGUCCCAGCCACGGCUGAGUGGUUUCACAAAGAGUUGGUCUUUGAUAAGUGGAAAAUGGAUCCGCAAUCUGCGAUACUCUGGUGUUUAGGCACCAUAGGCAUGGGAAAGACAGUGAUCAUGUCUAAUGUGGUGGAUCAGUUACGAUUACAUACGGCCCGCAAGAGAAAUGAGAUCGUAUGCUACUACUUCUGUCGUGUUGACAAUCAAGCAACUUUAUCUGCAAGGAGCAUUCUUGGAAGUCUUGCUCGUCAAAUUCUCGAUCCUCAGAUUGAACAAAGCGAAUAUGAAACUCUACUCUCUUUACAGGAGACCACCCGGGAUCUUACCACGACUGAAGUUGUUCAGUUCUUGCUAUCUCAUAUGGGGGCUGAUGAGGGUAAGAAGUACUAUGUUGCCCUGGACGGACUAGACGAAUGUGAUAUAAAUCAGGUUCGAGCAGUGGAACAGGCUAUGGUUAAACUCUGCAGCAAGUGCAUUGGUUUCAAAAUCCUCUGCGCGGGCCGACCUGGUCUUGAAAAACGGUUCAAUUCGACUGUACCACAGUACAGAAUCAUGGUGAAUGAGGAAAAGGUCAAGUCGGACAUGGAUCACUAUCUUACCCAGACUUUGGAAAAGUGUUUGGACGAUAAGGUUUUGAUUCUUGGGGAUUCAACAAUUUUCAAGAAGAUAUACAGCACAUUACGGGACAAUUCUGACGGAAUGUUCCUUUGGGCAGCUCUUUGUAUUGAAGAGCUUUGUGUACAGAAUUGUGAUCACGAUAUUCUGGAAACACUGAAUCAUCUUCCACACAGCUUGGCUGAGCUCUAUGAUCGAAAGCUUCGUCGUGUUCGAGAGGGAAGGGCGGCUGGCCAGGCAAUGAAACUCCUACAAUAUUGUGGGAUAGUGAAACGGCCAUUAUCAGUCAUGGAGUAUCGAGAGGCCCUUAGUCUUUCCCUCGAACAGAAGGCCUUUGACCGUGGGAAGGUUCCCAACGACAUGAAUAGGGUUGUCAAUAGUUGUUGCGGAUUAACAUUCGUUGAUGAAGAGGAAGACACUAUACACUAUGUUCAUCGUAGUGUGAAAGAACAUCUUUUUACCAUGAAUGGUCAACACACAGCGCUGUUCGAGAUUGCAAGCGUCAACCGGGAUUUUGGGUUUCUUUGCAUGAUAUAUCUGGAUUUCACCGACUUCAAGCGUCAGUUAUCGAAAGUUCACAAUGGUUCCAGUAUUCCUAUCAUGCCCAUUCAGCUCGGUACCAGUCCUCUACCCACCCGUCCUUUCAUCAGAGCCACCAGUCAGAUACCCCAAAGACUUCUUUCCGGCCAUCGCCAGCUACAGAAUUUCAGCACUCGAGAGGUAGAGAGAAAGGCGCAGGAUAUACUGGGAGAUGCGACUUCUUCCCAGCUGGGGCUAGAACUCCAUAAGCAAGGGUUCCAGUUUCUCAACUACGCCAAGGCUUACUGGCACCAACAUCUGGCUGAUUUUACUCCAGAUAUGAACAGUACCAUGUGGCGUUUGUUUUGCCGGUGCAUAGAAGGUGAUGAUGUUGCUUCACACAGACCGUGGGAGUCAGAGCAGCAGACCUACAAGAAGGGAAAUGAUAUACCAGCGGCUAUCCAAUGGUUAUUGACCCAUAGGCAUUAUGCAUUACUUUUAUACUAUGCAAGCCAUCAGUCCCACGUUUUGUCUGAAAAUGUGAGGGUUAAAAUCCUUCGCGACGUCGACAUCUACAAUCGUUAUCGAUAUACUGAGGCAAUUCUUCGCCUUAGCAGUACCAAUGAUGUUUUGAAUAAUGGAUUGUCAUAUGCUGUGCUAAAUGGGUGUAUUCGUUCCCUAACAAUGUUGCUCCAAGCGGGGGCUGAAGUCAAUGCUCAAGUAAAUGGCCGAACAGCUCUCCAAGCGGCUGCAGAAGGGGGUCAUCUCGAUGUGGUACGGACACUUCUAGCAGCAAAAGCAGACAUCAACGCAUCUCCUGCUAAAGAUUAUGGCCGAACAGCUCUCCAGGCGGCAGCGGGGCAAGGCCACCUCGACGUGGUACAGACACUUCUAGUAGCAAAAGCAGACGUUAACGCAUCUCCUACUCAAUCAAAUGGCCGAACAGCUCUCCAGGCGGCAGCGGAGCGAGGCCACCUUCACGUGGUACAGAUACUUCUAGCGGCAAAAGCAGACGUCAACGUAUCUCCUGCUCAAGUAAAUGGCCGAACAGCUCUCCAAGCGGCAGCGGAGCAAGGCCAUCUCGACGUGGUGCAGACACUUCUAGCAGCAAAAGCAGACGUUAACGCAUCUCCUGCUGAGACUUACGGCCAAACAGCUCUCCAGGCGGCAGCAGGGAGAGGUCACCUCGACGUGGUACAGACACUUCUAGCAGCAAAAGCAGACGUUAACGCAUCUCCUGCUGAGACUUACGGUCAAACAGCUCUCCAAGCAGCAGCAAAAGGGGGUCACCUCGAUGUGGUACAGACACUUCUAGCAGCAAAAGCAGACGUCAACGUAUCUCCUGCUCAAUCAAAUGGCCGAACAGCUCUCCAAGCGGCAGCAGAAGGGGGUCAUCUCGAUGUGGUACAGACACUUCUAGCAGCAAAAGCAGACGUUAACGCAUCUCCUACUCAAUCAAAUGGCCGAACAGCUCUCCAGGCGGCAGCGGAGCGAGGCCACCUUCACGUGGUACAGAUACUUCUAGUAGCAAAAGCAGACGUCAACGUAUCUCCUGCUCAAGUAAAUGGCCAAACAGCUCUCCAGGCGGCAGCAGGGGGAGGUCACCUCGACGUGGUACAGACACUUCUAGCAGCAAAAGCAGACAUCAACGCAUCUCCUGCUGAGACUUACGGUCAAACAGCUCUCCAGGCGGCAGCGGAGCAAGGUCACCUCGACGUGGUACAGACACUUCUAGCAGCAAAAGCAGACGUUAACGCAUCUCCUACUGAGACUUACGGUCAAACAGCUCUCCAGGCGGCAGCAGGGGGAGGUCACCUCGACGUGGUACAGACACUUCUAACAGCAAAAGCAGAUGUUAACGCAUCUCCUGCUGAGACUUACGGCCAAACAGCUCUCCAGGCGGCAGCAGGGGGAGGUCACCUCGACGUGGUACAGAAACUUCUAGCAGCAAAAGCAGACGUUAACGCAUCUCCUGCUGAGACUUACGGUCAAACAGCUCUCCAAGCAGCAGCAAAAGGGGGUCACCUCGAUGUGGUACGGACCCUUCUAGCAGCAAAAGCAGACAUCAACGCAUCUCCUGCUAAAGAUUAUGGCCGAACAGCUCUCCAAGCGGCAGCGGAGCGAGGUCACCUCGAUGUGGUACAGACCCUCCUAGCGGCAAAAGCAGAAGUCAACGCAUCUCCUGCUAAAUAUAGAGGACGAAGAGCUCUCCAAGCAGCAGCAGGAGGAGGUCACACUGAGGUGGUGCAGGCAUUGCUAGCAGCGAAAGCAGACGUCAACGCACCUGCUAGUUCUAGUGGACGAACAGCUCUCCAAGAAGCAGAAAGAGGAGGUCACACUGAGGUGGUGCAGGCAUUACUAGCAGCAGGAGCCAAUGACAACGCCUCUGAUGAGGAAUGGAUAGUCAAACCAGAAGGGGACGCAGUCUUGAAGUGGUGGAGACGUUGA